This is a messenger RNA of Caenorhabditis elegans, 470 nucleotides long. RefSeq lists its product as uncharacterized. The transcript has 3 exons. Lineage: Eukaryota; Metazoa; Nematoda; Chromadorea; Rhabditida; Rhabditidae. Bases 26 to 433 code for a protein of 135 amino acids. The record is from RefSeq and is marked reviewed.
UUCCUCAAUUCCGAUCAUUUCAAAAAUGGCAACAUCAUCUGCGAGCAAUAAAGCUGCAGGACCAUCAGCACUGGGUAUUUCAGGCCCGGGUGUUUCUGCCCAAAAUACCGCAACUGGUGGUAAAGUUGGUGAAACUAGUGAGGUCACAACACAAAUGUUUCAAGCUUCGACAUAUGGUGCUGUCAAAGCACCGAAGAUUGUGGCUGAUGCCCAGCAAGGAACCAAUAGAAGUUCAGAAACACUUGAAAAUAAAAUGGUACACGAUUUCAUGUGUGGAUUGGGUGGAGUCGUUGGAGCUAUUCUUUUCUCUGGAAUAUUCUUCUUUUUCGGUGUAGCAUCUAUGCGUGAUAAAGUCUACUUUUUGGAAAUUCCUGACAUUGUACAAAUGUUUGGUAUACCCUCGACUGUCCAGAAUGCAUCGUCAUCGGGAUAAUGAUUACUUAUUAAACUCGAAUAAAUGAUUGUUUGUA